AAAAAAAAGUAAGGUUUGUUUUGAUGUGAUUCAUCCUCCAGCUCCACGCCACGGUUGUGAUUCCUUUUUCUUCGGUUUUGUGGCCCCAAAUCAAUAGUAAAAACACGGCGGCGAGAUGGCGGAAUCGGGCAUCGAGUCACCGGCGGCACCCGAGUGGCUGGUGAAGCUGGAGAACCGCCGCGAACAGAUAAAGGCCACGAAACUGAGCCACGAAAGUGGAAACGGUGCACCGUGCAACGUGUGUGGAAGCGCCUGUCCCGGGCUGGAUCUACACUUUUGGCGCAAGAUCUGCCGGAAUUGCAAGUGCCGCAAGGAGCAGCACGAUUGCAUCGACGAUGAUGUCAGCGGUUGGGCACAGUUCGAAAUUCUCGGUGCCAUACGCUCCAAACCAGCAUACAUUCGCAUCUCGGAGCUAACAGAUAAACCGGUGCAGCUCACUUGGGUUCCACCGAACGUCACGCCGGAACUGGCCACCGACUAUAUGCGCACCCUCGGCGAACAGAACAUCCCGAUCGUGGGCAGUGAGGCGGCAGAGAAGCGUAAACAGCAGCUCGAAUACCAAGUGCCGGCGCACGAUCUCGACACGAACCUGUGCCACAAUCUAACCCCGUACGAAGCGGGCCAGCUGAGCGAUUACGUCGAGAAAAUCAAGGCACACUGCGUUGGGCAAGGUACGGUCGUACGGAUUGGUGGGGACAGUGCCGGACUGCUACAGUACGGCACAAUCGUACAGCAGCACGAUCAACAGCAUCCGAAGCCACCUACCAGCGGGUCCGCGCCAAGUGGCAACGAUUCGGAAGCCGGCAGGCGACCAGAUUUCAUGGAAAGUCCGAUACUCUCCGAUAAAAUGAAGUACAAACUCAACCUGAUGGGCAUCGGGAGCUCGGAAGCGGUCCAGCAAGCCAUGCGGUACGAUCCGGCUAUUGUCUUAUCGGCCGCCGGGAUGGCACAGUACCCGGAACCGAUCGUCAAGUUCCACCGCGAGUAUCAGGCGAAUCCGAAAUUCCGUGCCGAAAUGGAUCGUUUCGUGGAGUCAGUCAGGCCGCAGGUUCCCGGUCAAUCAAUCCCCGGCAUCGCUGGCACCGGUCCGAUGGUUCCCUCAGGAAGCAACGAUUCCGGGUUCGCUUCGUUCCCCGUCAGUCCGGCACAGGAUGAUGACCAACCGGCGUCAUCGUCGUCGUCGUCGUCGGCUGGUCGUGGGUUGAUCGGUGCCAUGGAAGCGAUGCAACUGGCACCGCCAUCAACCGUCCCAACGAAGCAGCAGGCUGCGCUUAUUGGCAAUGAGGCCGUUGCUACGCAACGCUGUACCGGUUGCAAGCUGCCCAUCAAGGCCGGGGACGUGGCGGUUAAGGUGGAUCGGGCUAGCAGUAGCGAGCAGGGCAUAUGGCAUCCGCAGUGCUUCAAGUGUGAAAGUUGUGGUGAACUGUUGGCCGAUCUGGUCUACUUCUACCAUGCCGGCGGUGUAUACUGUGGCCGUGAUUUGGCGGCCAUUCUGAAGAUUCCACGCUGCGCCGCCUGUGAUGAGCUGAUCUUCACGAAGGAGUACACGGCGGCCGAAGGUGCUACGUUCCAUGUGCGGCACUUCUGUUGCUACCACUGCGAUGGUCCGCUGGCCGGGCAGCAGUACGUGAUGGAGGAGCGGUCGGCGCAACCGCUCUGUUUACCGUGCUACGAGGCACACUACGCGCAAACGUGCAGCACGUGCGGUCGGUGCAUUGGCCCAACCGAGCAGGGUGUCGGAUGGGAUAAGAUCCACUGGCACAAGGAGUGCUUCCGGUGCAGUGGAAAGCACUGCCAGAAAUCGCUCAUCGGUGGACGGUUCUGUGUGAAGGCCAAUCGACCAUACUGCAGUGCCCAGUGCACUAAGGAUGUCUAAGGGGCGUGUUUCAAUCGUAUGUGUGCUUGUUCCGUGGCCAUAAGAAGAAGUGGUUGCCAACGUAGGGGGGCGAGAUUUCAAAUCCGGUGCAACUGGUGGCAUUUCGAAAGCUUUUUUAUGAAAAACAACAAACAAAAAGUAUUUUGAAGAAGACAUUAGAUCCCAUAAGCCUUAUAUUUAUAAUGCCCACCAUUACCUAGUAUUAUAGAGGGGGUAUAUUUUUCUAGAAACUUAUAUGAUGCCAACGAACAAAAAAAAAAGAGGACACUUUGAUUGUCGUUCUAUUCGUACCACUCCGUACGCGCACUAGAUGUAAGUACCUCGGAACGAGGAAACCCCCAAACAAUCAAAGCAACCGCCGAAACAGAGCAUCUUUUUAUCUCAGAACAUCUUUUAUAGAGGAACCACAAUUUUAGACAAACUGACGAACGUUUUUU
Anopheles aquasalis is the source of this 2313-nucleotide messenger RNA. RefSeq names its product testin LIM domain protein (gene Tes). Gene Ontology annotation, molecular function: zinc ion binding. The record is from RefSeq and is a predicted model, not a curated record. Lineage: Eukaryota; Metazoa; Arthropoda; Insecta; Diptera; Culicidae.